Molecule: messenger RNA, 1368 nt
Organism: Gryllus bimaculatus (two-spotted cricket)
Lineage: Eukaryota; Metazoa; Arthropoda; Insecta; Orthoptera; Gryllidae
Source: the annotation of a GenBank genome assembly
AUGUAUACACUGAUGAAUGAAGAUAGCAAUCUGUCGGUGAAUAGAUUACCAGGAGCUGUUUCUUCUGGUGUCAGUAUAGAAGAAUCUGAAGCAGAAGCUGAAGCAGAAACCGAAUCCGCAAGUCCAUCGACGAGUACUCCAAUCAGCAAGAGCGGGCGUGUGUUCGUGUGGGGAAGCAAUGCAGACGGGCAGCUGGGGCUGGGCAAUGCCCACGAGACAGUGCCCUUUCCGCAGCAGCUGCCCUUUAGCCACCAGGUCGUCCACAUCAGCUGCGGCUACUACCACACGGCCAUGGUCACAGCUGAGGGCGAGCUGUACACGUGCGGCGAGGGCGAGCACGGGAAGCUGGGGCUGCCGGACAGCGUGGCGGGCGCCUCCACGCCCUCGCGCGUGCUGCUGGGGGAGCCUCUGACGGCGAUCGCAUGCGGCGGCACGCACACGCUCGCGCUCGCAAGGAGUGGAAAAGUAUUUGCUUUUGGUAAUAAUUCACAUGGGCAACUCGGCCUUGGAUCCGAAGUGAAUCAAAGUAUACUUCCCACGCCAGUGGAUUCUUUGGCCGAUUACAAUGUGGCCUCUGUCAGCUGUGGAGAAAAUCAUUCGACGUUCAUCACAGAGGAAGGCGAUUUGUACGUGUGUGGAGAAGGGAGAUACGGAAAGCUCUGCAACGAUGACAUCGAGGAAAAGACUAUAACUAUUCCCUCUCGAGCGCAAAAAUUUGUGGAUUAUAAAGUGCAGAAAGCUGCGUGUGGAGGCUGUCACUCAAUGAUCCUCGCUCACCUUUUCGAAGAAAAAUCGGAACGACAACGAGAUCAUUCGCAGACUCUCAGUCCAUUAUUCAUGGACGAAGAGAGGAAAUAUUCCCGGAUGUCGCAGCUGUCGCCGGCCGUCGUCGUCAACAAGAACUCGGCGCAGAGCGAGUGCGGGGACGAGACGUCAACGCGCGUGGAGCGCGGGAGCAUCCAGUCUAUCGACAUGAACGGCAACGAGGACGCCCUGUCGGCCACCGCCGCGGACCAGGAUUCAUUGUCGAACGAAACAGAACGCCUGGACAAUGAUUUUCAAGAAGAUAUGAAAGACGAUGAUGAAAUUGAAGAGCUGCUCGCAGACAAAGACGAUAACGAGGAAGACGAAAAGGACAACGACGACGUCGCUGUGGAGCCCGAGGAAAAGAAACAGGGCAGGGUGGCGCGGCUUCUCAGCGCCUUUCCGGCGCAAGAAGCCCGCGUCGGCGUCGCGGCGUCGGGGCGUCGGGGCGGCGGGGGCGGCGGAAGGCGAGGCGACGAGGCCAAGAGCCGCAGUCAGAGCGGCCAGUCCAACAUCAGGGACGCCACCGGCGAAAAGAAGUCGAAAGCAUGUAUUCUCCUGUAG